Messenger RNA from Bubalus bubalis (water buffalo), 1378 nucleotides. The record is from the annotation of a RefSeq genome assembly. NCBI's taxonomy places the organism in Eukaryota, Metazoa, Chordata, Mammalia, Artiodactyla, Bovidae.
AUGCUAAAGUACAUUAUCCCAACAAUAAUACUCAUACCCCUGACCUGAUUAUCAAAAAACAACAUAAUCUGGAUUAACUCUACAACCCACAGCCUACUGAUUAGCCUUACAAGCUUACUCCUUAUAAAUCAAUUCGGCGACAACAGCCUCAACUUUUCAUUAGUAUUUUUCUCUGAUUCUUUAUCCACUCCACUAUUGAUUCUAACUAUAUGACUCCUUCCCCUAAUAUUAAUAGCCAGCCAACACCACCUAUCAAAAGAAAACCUAACCCGAAAAAAGCUAUUUAUCACCAUGCUAAUCCUACUACAAUUGUUCCUAAUCAUGACCUUCACCGCCAUAGAACUGAUCUUCUUCUACAUUCUAUUCGAAGCAACACUAGUUCCAACACUUAUUAUCAUCACCCGAUGAGGAAACCAAACAGAGCGCCUAAACGCCGGACUUUACUUCUUGUUCUACACACUUACAGGCUCCUUACCUCUGCUAGUUGCACUAGUUUACAUUCAAAGCACGGUAGGAUCCCUAAACUUCCUAAUACUCCAGUACUGAGCACAACCUAUAUCUAACUCCUGAUCUAAUAUCUUCAUAUGGCUAGCAUGUAUAAUAGCCUUUAUAGUAAAAAUACCACUAUAUGGCCUUCACCUUUGACUACCUAAAGCCCAUGUAGAAGCCCCUAUCGCAGGUUCCAUGGUUCUUGCAGCAAUCCUAUUAAAACUGGGGGGAUAUGGCAUGCUACGAAUCACAUUGCUCUUAAACCCAGUAACUGACUUCAUAGCAUAUCCAUUUAUCAUACUAUCCUUAUGAGGCAUAAUUAUAACCAGCUCAAUUUGCCUUCGCCAAACAGACCUGAAAUCCCUCAUUGCAUAUUCUUCUGUAAGCCACAUAGCACUUGUUAUUGUAGCCAUCCUUAUCCAAACACCCUGAAGUUAUAUAGGAGCUACCGCUCUAAUAAUUGCCCAUGGCCUCACAUCCUCUAUACUUUUCUGCCUAGCAAACUCCAACUACGAGCGAGUCCACAGCCGAACUAUAAUCUUAGCUCGAGGCCUACAAACCCUGCUUCCACUAAUAGCCACUUGAUGACUACUAGCUAGCCUAACCAACCUAGCCCUGCCCCCUACAAUUAACCUAAUCGGAGAAUUAUUAGUAGUAAUAUCAACCUUUUCAUGAUCUAACACCACAAUUAUCCUAAUGGGAGCAAACAUAGUAAUUACUGCCCUUAAACUCCCUUAUAUACUAAUCAUAACCCAACGAGGAAAAUAUACCCACCACAUCAACAACAUCUCACCAUCCUUCACACGAGAAAAUGCACUCAUAUCAUUACAUAUUCUACCUCUAUUACUCCUAUCUCUAAACCCAAAAAUUAUUCUAGGGCCCCUGUACU